Messenger RNA from Chara braunii, 808 nucleotides. The record is from the annotation of a GenBank genome assembly. NCBI's taxonomy places the organism in Eukaryota, Viridiplantae, Streptophyta, Charophyceae, Charales, Characeae.
GACGGGGAAGGACGAGCGUUUGAAAAAAUCGGAGUUCAUCGCGGUUGUGCUAUAGAAGAUGUAUAUGUUUGGCACGUUGAUGAACGCCCAAAGUUUGGAAGUUGAUCCCGAUGGUGUGACAGAGUUUCAGGCGCACGAGGUUGGGAUGUGGUUCCUCCUCGCUUCUCGCCUUUGCAAAGACGAGGGUGGGGAUGCUGAGACUUUGCACCGCGAUAUUAUGAUGAUCGCGGAGUACUGGGCUGAAGAUCAUUCGCGGUGUAUUGGCGAGAGGCAACUUCUAUGCGAGAAGGGAGGCAGGCCUGGACGAUUGUCGUUGUACACGCGCGACGACAGUGUGUACGAAAUCGUUGUGCAGCUUCUUGGGAAACAUUGUAGCACGAAGAACACGGUCUACUACACCGAGUUACGUCACGCAUCGACGGUUAAUACCUUCCAGGGCACGAUGAUCAUCUACACCAAGAAGUUUGUGCAUUUCGAGAAGUCUAUUGAGGCACAGCUGGCAAUCGCAGUGAUCCGGUGGAACAGUCACGCAUGCACACCGCUCGACGUACCGGCUGGCACUUCCAUUCACGACGAUGAUGUCCUGGGGGACAACGACAUUUUCAUAGUUGGUCGUGAGUCGGGUGAUGCGGGGAUUGUAGGUCGUGAGGUCGAUAACGCAAGUAGCUCGGAUGUGGGGGGUGACGAUGUUGAGCUAGAUAGUGAGUGACUUCCCUGACGCCUCACUGACUGUGCGUUCGACUGCUAUGAUCGUUUCCCGUAUUGUUACACCACGAUGUAGUUAUUGUGUCAAUGCUUGCGGCAAAAG